GGAGGCCCGCACUACGAUCGCCGGAUGAUCACCGGCGGGCAACGAUUUCCGACCGUCAGUCGUUACCGGGCGUUUGUGGUCGACGGUUGCACACACUAGCUGGAGACGGUUCCGUUUCGUAGUUGACUUUCCGUCCGCCUGCAGGCACAAACGAUCACGAUCACCCGGUGUCCCACUCGGCGGGGAUACAACAAUUGGAUAAAGUGCGUAGGGAAAAGCAUCCGUGCCAGUGUCAGAAGCAGCUGUCAAAGUUCGAGCCUCCGAGAGGAACGAUGGUGCACCGGCAGCUAAAGCGGCAGCACUCGGGCCUGCCGCAGAUGGAGUCGCUGUCGCGCUUCAGCAGCAUUCCGGUAGUGGAAACCGGCAUCAAAACGGCCGGCAGUGUGUACGAGCGGGUGAAAACAAGCAACGGCCUGCUGACGUGGGGCUUCGAGACGGCCGAAUCGCUCACGUACGCACUGAUCGACUCGCUGCGCCCGGCCACCAAGAUGAUCCAGGGGCCGCUGCACCAGCUGGACAGCAUCAUGUGCAAAAGUCUCGAUCUGGUCGAGCAGAAGGUACCCUCGAUGUAUCUUCCGCCCGAGAUGGUACGGUUGAUGAUGUUUUGGAACACGAAGGAAUACAUGUCCGAUCAUUUGAUGAAGCCGGUCCUGUCGCGGGCUAAUUCGAUGAAAAAUUUGGGCCACGCCGUGCUGGAAUCGCGCGUCUCCAACUAUGCCGCUGGCCGGAUCGACGGGGCACUCGUCGUUUGUGACAAAUACGUCGAGCGGUACCUUCCGACGGAACCGCAGGAUCAGCCCGACUCGUGCGGCGCAGCUCCAACGGCAGACGACUCGAACGAGAUGCACGUCGUGAAAACGUUCCACCGCGGCCAGCAGCUGUCCCGCAAGCUGAAGCGCCGGCUCACCUUCCGCACCCGCCAGGAGCUGAGCGCGCUGAAGAAGCAAAGUACCGAGGCGGUCCACGUGGUGGCGUACGCGGCCGAACUGAUCGCGACAAACCCACGGGAGGCGUUGCAGAAAGCCGUCGAGCUGUGGCGCUACCUCAGCAAGGAUGAGCCCGAAAAUCAGGCCCGGCCCCGCACGCUCGAGCAGGUGGCCGUACUGUUGACGCGCGAAUCCGCCCGCAAGAUGGUGCACCUGAUCAACUUUGUCACCGGUGCGGUCACGCGCGUCCCGAAAGCCGUCCGCGCCCAGACGCGCGAGCUGGUGCAUCACUUCCUGUUCGCGACCGAGCGGCUGAUGAAGACGGUCCACCUGGAGAAGGCAAAGGCGGCGACACUGUCCGAGGCUAGCGGGCUCGUGCACCGCAUUCAGCAUACCUACGACGAUCUGCAGAACCAAACCAACCUGGCACUGCACGGUCAGUUGUCGCUGGCUAACAUUGAUCGGCACGAUUUUAUCCAUUGGCUUUUGUUGAAAGUGGAACGCUUGGCAGUCUUUCUUUCCGGGCGCUUGGAGGCGGAAAAGAUCACCACCAGUGGAAACCCUCGCCGACGCAUACAGCCCCGAACAAACAGCAAUCCAAUGAAUUCGAACAUUAACGGCGUGUACUAAUUUAUGUGUGUGUGUAUGUGUGAGUGUGUAUUUGUGUAUGUGUAUGUUUGUCUCUAUGUGGCAACAUAAGUCUGACAAGACUGUGUACUACCAAAACAAUCCCCCUUUCCCUUGAGUACCUCGAUCCAAAUGGGAAAGCCAAGGUUGCUCUUUUUCUAACUAGAUUCUAAGUGGAUCGUUAAUAUGUAAUAAUUUGUUGUUGUUAUAAAAAAAAGAAUAAAUACAAAGCAUGAACGUUUCAACCUAUAAAACACGAA
This is a messenger RNA of Anopheles merus, 1813 nucleotides long. RefSeq names its product lipid storage droplets surface-binding protein 1 (gene Lsd-1). Gene Ontology annotation, cellular component: cytosol; lipid droplet. NCBI's taxonomy places the organism in Eukaryota, Metazoa, Arthropoda, Insecta, Diptera, Culicidae. The transcript is spliced from 6 exons. Gene Ontology annotation, biological process: positive regulation of triglyceride storage; lipid storage. The record is from RefSeq and is a predicted model, not a curated record. Bases 273 to 1556 code for a protein of 427 amino acids.